Sphaerodactylus townsendi is the source of this 2475-nucleotide messenger RNA. RefSeq names its product solute carrier family 2, facilitated glucose transporter member 9-like. The transcript has 12 exons. Gene Ontology annotation, biological process: monosaccharide transmembrane transport. The coding region runs from base 258 to 1793 and encodes 511 amino acids. NCBI's taxonomy places the organism in Eukaryota, Metazoa, Chordata, Lepidosauria, Squamata, Sphaerodactylidae. The record is from RefSeq and is a predicted model, not a curated record. Gene Ontology annotation, molecular function: hexose transmembrane transporter activity. Gene Ontology annotation, cellular component: membrane.
CAGUGGCUCUUUAAAAAACUUUGUUCAUCAUUUUAUGAAGCCUGACAAAUUACCACCUCUCCCUAUCUUGGCACUCUCCAGGGGGUAUUAUAAAAUCAAGCACUAUUUUAUUUUGUUUCCAGAAACUUUCUUCUCUCUCCCUCCUGAGACAGUCCACUCAUGGGUCACUGAAAUCAGCAAGCACACCACAAACAAGCUGCUUCACUUUUUUUGCCUCAUACUAUCUGGACAUAAGAGAAAACGGGUCACCUUUCCAAAUGGAUGACACACCGUGGCACGGGAAGAUGACCGGGCACCUCACUUUCCCUCUGAUGGCUGCUACACUCUUGUCAUCCUUUGGAUCUUCCAUGCUGUAUGGUUACAAUCUGGCUGUGGUAAACUCUCCAGCCACGCACAUCAAAGCCUUCUAUAAUGCCACUUGGUCCCAGCGAUAUGGACAGGGCCUGACCCAGGGCACACUCACCCUCAUGUACUCCCUGACUGUCUCAGUCUUUGCCCUGGGAGGCCUAGUGGGGUCCUUCCCUGUUGGAAUGUUGGUCACCCGAUACGGCAGGAAUGGGACCUUGAUACGGAGCAACCUCCUUGUCUUUUUGGCUGGUGUGCUAAUGGGGUUAAGCCGAUACGUGGAAUCACCUGAGAUGGUCAUCAUUGGGCGUUUCAUUACUGGGGUUCACUCUGGGAUCUGUCUCAGUGUUGUGCCCAUGUACCUGGGAGAAAUUGCCCCUAAGAAUCUGCGUGGCUUCUUGGGCCUCGUGCCAAGCAUCUUCAUCUGCUUAGGAGUCUUCUCUGCACAAGUCUUGGGCCUUCCAGAGCUGCUUGGGGAAGACCCUUACUGGCCUCUCUUCCUCUCAGUGGUGGUCGUUCCUGCCUUCCUGCAGUUCUUUCUGCUUCAUUGGUUCCCAGAUAGCCCCCGCUAUCUGCUUAUUGAGAAGGACAAUAUCCAUGGGGCAACUGAAGCCCUGCGCUGCUUCCUUGGCAAAUACGAUGUUGAGAGUGUAAUUGAAGAGAUGCGAGAAGAGCAGCGCUCCCUUGCCUCUGUGAAGACGGUGUCUGUGUGGCAUCUGCUGACAGACCGCUCUGUGCGAUGGCAGGUCAUCUCUGUUGUGGUGAUCAACAUGGGCAUGCAGCUUUCAGGAAUUGAUGCUAUUUGGUUUUACACAAAUGUCAUUUUUGAGAAUGCUGGCAUCCCUGAUCCGGAGAUUCCCUACACCACAGUGGGCACUGGAGCCAUUGAGGUUGUUGCUGGCUUGAUAGGGUGUUUCACCAUUGAGAAGUUGGGGCGCCGGCCUCUCAUCAUCACUGGAUUUGUCUUCAUGGGUAUCUGCUGCUCAGUCAUUACCAUGUCAUUGGUGCUGCAGACUUCAGUGUCUUGGAUGCGCUAUGUCAGUGUGGCAUGUGUCAUUGGGAUCAUCGCGGGAUUCUGCAUGGGACCAGCUGGGGUCCCCUUUUUGAUGACAGCUGAACUCUUCAAGCAAUCACACCGCCCAUCUGCCUACAUUGUGGGUGGGUCCCUCAACUGGCUCUCAAAUUUCACCGUUGGAUUUGUGUUUCCCUUCCUGCAGAUGUCAGCUGGUGCCUUCUGCUAUUUGGUCUUCUGUGCCAUCUGCCUUCUGGUUGCUUUGUAUGUUUAUUUAAUUAUCCCGGAAACCAAAAACAAGACAUUUAUGGAAAUCAGCCACAUCUUUGCCUCUCGCCGCUCUUUCUGCUCUAGGUUGCCUGAAUCUGUCAAGAUGGUCAUGUUCAAUCGCUAUGGUGCCCUGGAAAACAGCUCCCUGGAGUACUCUAGUUCUUGAUGCCACCCAGCAUGAUGCUCUUCCAUUUGCACUUUCAGGAGAUGGUUGUCCAUCCUUUUGAGAAGUCCUGGUUUUCUGCCACUGAGAAAAAGGAGAUGAAAUCUCAUACCGAUUAUCUUCCUUGGGUGCCUUUCUUCCUACCUGGGUCAACAAUACAAAAGGAAAGAAUUUGGGAAGAAGUCUCUGGCUCAAAUCUAGAGCGGCUUCCCCCGCUCCCAGCAUUUUUCUUUUCCUGGGAGCUAGAAAUCAAAAGAGCUAGGUGACAAGCCAUUUCCUGGAAACUGAUGUAAACAGACUUUCUAGAAUGUCACAGAUGGGAUAGAUCUUUCCUAUUGAAUUAAAAUUUAGGACACUUUAGAAAGAUAUACUGAUGAGCUUGCAGGUAAUAGUUUGCUGGAGAAUGUACCUAAAGCUGUUUACUAAACUUCUUUCAGAAAGCACAUAAAAGAACUAUUACAGAGGGCAUUUCUUCAUUUUAUGUGUGCUUUCAGAGGUGCUGAAGUAGGUCUUUGGGUAAGAAUCUUCUUGUUUUAGGUUUUAUCUCUUUGGUGCAUUGUGAUUUUAAUGAUGUUCACUGUAAACUAUCUUAAGCUUUGGAAAAGUGGACCAAAUUUUAAAUUGUUUAAAAGUGGAAAAGGCAGUGAGUGAUUUUUCGCAAGCAGGGGCCUAUUGGUCAAUAAAA